AUGCUUUUUGCAGAUGAUAUUGUGCUAGUUGUAGAUACUAAACAUGACCUAAAUGCAAGGUUAGAUCAGUGGCGAGCAACAUUAGGGGAAAAAGGCUUAAGGAUUAGUCGCUCUAAGACAGAGUACCUUUACAAUGACUUUAGUGGUGCAUGCGAUGGGGAGGAAACACAGAUCACCAUUAUGGGUCAAGUGGUUCCUUGGACCACCAAGUUCAAGUAUUUAGGAUCUUUUGUCCAAAAGGAUGAGGGGGCCCACCGCUUACAGGUUGGUUGGAACAGAAAGUUGGGCCAUCAAGAAAACACAAUCGCGAAAUAUGGAGGUAGCAGAGAUGAGGAUGCUAAGGUGGAUACAUGGGCACACAAGGUUAGACAAAUAAGAAAUGAGGUUUUUAGGGAAAGGUUAGGAGUUGCUAGUAUUACGGAUAAGAUAAAGGAGGGGAGAUUAAGGUGGUUUGGGCAUGUGAAGAGGAGACAAACAACGGCGCCAGUUAGAGUAGUGGAAACCAUCAAUGUGGAGGGGAGGACGAGUAGAGAUUAUUUUAGGAAACAUCAAAGAAGACUACCUCACGAAACGAGGUUUCAUAAUCAUGCGAAACGAAAAAAUUUGAUCUUGGAAGAGAUGGAAGAAUUGGAUACAACUUCAAGUCAUGAAGAUCACUCUGCAGAAGUUGAUCAUGACGACUGUAAUAAAACGGAACAUAAUCCCAGAUUGUCUAGAGAAGCGCUUUAA
Molecule: messenger RNA, 729 nt
Organism: Helianthus annuus (common sunflower)
Lineage: Eukaryota; Viridiplantae; Streptophyta; Magnoliopsida; Asterales; Asteraceae
Exons: 3
Coding region: 1-729 (242 amino acids)
Source: RefSeq, a predicted model, not a curated record